AUGCGUAUAAGAAGGAAACGGCGAGGUGUGCGGGGCGGAGCGGGGGCUGGCCGGGGGCCCCCCCCGCAGCAGUUCGUGCCGCCGGAUGAAAUGCUGCCCUGUGCCCGGGAAGGAGUUUGGACACCUGGCCUGAAGCUGGAAGAGCUGCUUCGCCAGCAGCUCUGGGCAGGGGCGCUGUCCCCGCCGUCCCCGCUGGCCCGCACGUGCACACACUCCAAGGCCUUCUCCCCUUCCCGAAACGCUAUCGCCUUCCCCUCGGGCCCAGCCCCAGGGGUUGGGAGUGAGGCCGAGAGAUCCCCCUGGAAGGUGACGUCCAUCAAUAAGAGCCCUCACAGAGACUCAGGGAGGCACCGCCGGGCAGCCGGGGCCCUCCGGCUUGGGGGGAACAGCUCGGAUUUCGAGAUCCAGGAGGACAAAGUGCCCCGGGAGCGAGCAGUGCUGAGUGGCCUUCGCCACUUCACGGAAUAUCGGAUCGACAUCCACGCCUGCAACCACGCGGCGCACACCGUGGGCUGCAGCGCCGCCACCUUCGUCUUUGCGCGCACCAUGCCCCACAGAGAAGCCGAUGGCAUCCCAGGGAAGGUGGCCUGGGAGGCAGCCGGCAAAAGCAGUGUCCUCCUGCGCUGGCUUGAACCCCCGGACCCCAACGGACUCAUCCUCAAGUACGAAAUCAAGUACCGCCGCUUGGGAGAGGAGGCCACAGUGCUGUGUGUGUCCCGCCUGCGGUAUGCCAAGUCUGGGGGGGUCCACCUGGCCCUUCUGCCCCCUGGAAACUACUCUGCCAGAGUUCGGGCAACCUCACUGGCUGGCAACGGAUCCUGGACAGAGAGUAUCGCUUUCUACAUCCCUGGCCCAGAGGAGGAAGACUCCGGGGGGCUGCACGUCCUCCUCACCGUCACCCCCGUGGGGCUCAUGCUGCUUGUCAUUCUCGCUGCCCUCGGUUUCUUCUACGGCAGGAAGAGAAACAGCACCCUGUAUGCCUCCGUGAAUCCGGAGUACUUCAGCGCCUCUGCUGUGUACAUCCCCGAUGAGUGGGAGGUGCCUCGGGAGCAGAUCUCCAUAAUCCGGGAACUGGGCCAGGGCUCCUUUGGGAUGGUAUACGAGGGACUGGCACAAGGACUUGAGGCUGGAGAGGAGUCCACACCCGUGGCCCUGAAGACGGUGAACGAGCUGGCCAGCCCACGAGAACGCAUUGAGUUCCUCAAGGAAGCCUCUGUCAUGAAGGCAUUCAAGUGUCACCAUGUGGUACGUCUCCUGGGCGUGGUGUCUCAGGGCCAGCCAACUCUGGUCAUCAUGGAGUUAAUGACCCGUGGGGACCUCAAGAGCCAUCUUCGAUCUUUGCGGCCUGAGGCAGAGAACAACCCUGGGCUCCCGCGGCCAGCACUGGGAGACAUGAUCCAGAUGGCUGGUGAGAUCGCAGAUGGCAUGGCCUACCUUGCCGCCAACAAGUUCGUGCACCGAGACCUGGCGGCCCGAAACUGCAUGGUGUCCCAGGACUUCACCGUCAAGAUCGGGGACUUCGGGAUGACCCGAGACGUGUAUGAGACAGACUAUUACCGCAAGGGUGGGAAGGGGCUGCUGCCCGUGCGCUGGAUGGCCCCCGAGUCCCUCAAAGACGGAAUCUUCACCACCCACUCGGACGUCUGGUCCUUCGGUGUGGUGCUCUGGGAGAUCGCGACUCUGGCUGAACAGCCCUACCAGGGCCUGUCCAACGAGCAGGUGCUCAAGUUUGUCAUGGAUGGUGGGGUGCUGGAGGAGCUGGAGAGCUGUCCCCUUCGGCUGCAGGAGCUGAUGAGCCGCUGCUGGCAGCAGAACCCACGCCUGCGGCCCACCUUCACCCACAUCCUGGACAGCAUUCGGGGGGAGCUGCGGCCCUCCUUCCGCCUCUUUUCCUUCUACUACAGCCCAGAGUGCCGGGGCGCCCGGGUGUCCCCACUGCCCGUGGCCGAGCCCGACUCCCUACCGACCCCAGAAGGGGCUCCCUCAGACUGCAGCCCCCAAAAGGGCGGCCCGGGGCACUGA
Puma concolor (puma) is the source of this 2022-nucleotide messenger RNA. Lineage: Eukaryota; Metazoa; Chordata; Mammalia; Carnivora; Felidae. The record is from RefSeq and is a predicted model, not a curated record.